AUGUCUCGUGGACUGCGUCAACUUGAUCAUCUUAGUAAAGCCAAACGGCUGCAGAACAACGGGAUUCAGCCUUCAUCUUUUGGUAAGAUAACCUAUGAAUCUCUUCUCCAUGCACUUUUAUACGAACUGAAGGUCUCCCCAAUAAUGUUACCUCAGGAGAGUCCUCGCAACCCAGUUAUUUUUCGUAUCUACGAUCUAUAUUGCUCCCGAUUUUUUAUUUAUUUGGCCUCUACUCACCUAUCUAUCUAUAUCCAUUUAUCUAUAGAUUCUGGACGCUCUCCUGGCUUCGAAAGUUUCCUACCCGCUUGUGCCCUCAUCUUUCAGCUGGCAAAUGGCACGCCUCUGCGCCUCGACCAGCAGAAUGGUCUUCUCAAUCACCUUUUACUCUGUCGGCCCGGUGGAACAAAUAGUGCCUUCUUGGAUGGUCCUUGGCUCGCCUAUCAGCUAGCUCGGCUCGCCAACAGAUUUGCCCAGCACGGACUUGCUGCCAGGAUAUACGUUGGCCUUGUCAAGCUUGUUAGUCCUAUAGUAACUUAA
Messenger RNA from Protopolystoma xenopodis, 537 nucleotides. NCBI's taxonomy places the organism in Eukaryota, Metazoa, Platyhelminthes, Monogenea, Polystomatidea, Polystomatidae. The record is from the annotation of a GenBank genome assembly.